This is a messenger RNA of Pseudophryne corroboree (corroboree frog), 1699 nucleotides long. RefSeq names its product carboxypeptidase B2 (gene CPB2). Gene Ontology annotation, biological process: proteolysis; fibrinolysis. Gene Ontology annotation, molecular function: zinc ion binding; metallocarboxypeptidase activity. The record is from RefSeq and is a predicted model, not a curated record. Bases 54 to 1358 code for a protein of 434 amino acids. The transcript is spliced from 12 exons. NCBI's taxonomy places the organism in Eukaryota, Metazoa, Chordata, Amphibia, Anura, Myobatrachidae.
AAUCUUCCUGCAUUCGGUUUCCAAACCGAAAACGUACACAUAUCCUGCUAGAAAUGAAGACGUACUUAUUAGUAAUCAUAUUGGGCCUUUUCUUGGAGGAGAGUUACGUGUCUGCUUUCAGAUUUUCAGAGACUCCAACAACCGCUGUUCCUGUCGAGCCUAAUGAUCAAGUAAUAUAUAUUUUACCACGAAGCGAUCGGCAGGCUGAGGUUCUAAGGAAUAUAACCGCCUCAUCUGACGAGAUUGUCCUGUGGAAGCCUGACUCCCCUGAGCAUAUUGUAAAGAACAAAGAGGUUCAUCUUUAUGUAAAUGCAUCAUUGCUAGAGGAGGUGAAGGCUACACUGAAGGACUCUGCAAUAUCAUAUACUGUUUUGGUUGAAAAUGCCCAGCACCUAAUUGAUCAGCAAACAUACAAUGAUACAACUGGCCAACGCAGCUCUGUCUCUUUCUAUGAGCAGUACCAUGCACUGGAAGAUAUAUACUUCUGGAUGGAACAAAUGACAGAGAAACAUCCUGAUAUGCUAGAAAGGAUUAAGAUUGGAGAGUCAUUUGAAAAGAGACCUCUCUAUGUGCUGAAGCUGUCUGGGAAGUGGAAAACAGCAAAAAAUGCUAUAUGGAUUGACUGUGGCAUACAUGCAAGGGAGUGGAUCGCUCCUGCCUUCUGCUUGUGGUUUGUAGGACAUGCUGUGGGUUUCUAUGGCCAGGAUGAAUACAUGACAAAUCUUUUGAAAUAUACUGACUUCUAUGUCUUACCAGUGAUGAAUGUAGAUGGAUAUCGCUAUACGUGGACUACUAAUCGAAUGUGGAGAAAGAACCGUUCUAAGCAUCCAAACAGCAAUUGCUAUGGUACUGACCUCAAUAGGAACUUUGACGCUGGGUGGUGUGGCUCCGGAGCUUCCAAUAAUCCUUGCCAUGAAACAUACUGUGGACAGUUCCCUGAAUCUGAACCUGAGGUGGCCGCAGUUGCUGAUUUUAUCAGAAAGCAGAAAGAUAUUAUAAAAGGCUAUAUAACAAUGCACUCUUACUCCCAGAUGGUGCUAUUUCCCUAUUCAUACACUAGAGAGAAAUCAAAAGAUCAUGAUGAACUGUUGCAGCUAGCAAAAAAAGUCACAGAUGGUAUCAGAUCAACAUCAAGAAAUAAAUACACGUCUGGUCCAGGAGCUGAUACGAUUUACCUGGCCCCUGGAGGUUCUGACGACUGGGCAUAUGACUUGGGCAUCAAGUAUUCUUUUACACUUGAACUUCGUGAUAAAGGGACCUAUGGAUUUUUACUUCCUCCAACAUUAAUAAAGCCAACAUGUAGUGAAGCUCUAACUGGGAUCAAAAUUAUAUCUGCCCACAUUGUUAAAAACAUGUAAUGCGGAUCCAAACUUUCCAAAACCACUUUAUUUGUGUCGAUGGAUGUGCCAACUUAUGAAUAAGAAACAUAUUUCCAAAUGUAUUGCAACAUAAACCAGUGCAUUAAAAAAUUGUAAUGAUUACCCUCUACAUAUGUCUACAAAACCUUGCUACAAUAAAAUAAUUUGCAACAUCAUACAGCAUAAAGUGGGGUCAGCACAAGUAAUAAAAUAUUGCACAAAAUUCGUAUCCUUUUGCUUAGUGUAUAUUAAUGUACAACUAGUGAUAACGUUGGGAACCUUGCCUAGUAUGAAAUUUAAAGUAUCCAUGUGACACAAUAAAUGUAAGUUAGGUUGUCAAA